GGCGAUGCGCCGGCCGCCUGAGGCGCGGGCGCCCAGCGAGGGUCGGGGCUCGGAGGGCAGCUCGGGGCUGGGGCCGAGCGGCUGAGGCGCCGGGCGGUCAUGAGCUCGACCAAGCCCUGGGGCGAGUGGUUCCUGGGCCUGCGGGUGCCGCCGGCCGGGGUCUUCGGGGUGGCCUUCCUCGCGCGGGUGGCCCUGGUUUUCUACGGGGUCUUCCAGGACCGGACGCUGCUCGUGCGCUACACCGACGCGGACUACCAGGUGUUCACGGACGCCGCGCGCUUCGUCACGCAGGGGCGCUCCCCGUACCUGCGGGCCACCUACCGCUACACGCCGCUGCUGGGCUGGCUGCUCACGCCCAACGUGUACCUGUGUGAGCUCUUCGGGAAGUUUCUGUUCAUCAGCGGCGACCUCCUCGCCGCCUUCCUCCUCUACCGCCUGCUGCGCCUCCGGGGGCUGGGCCGGCGCCGCGCCUGCGGCUACUGCGUCUUCUGGCUCCUCAACCCCCUGCCCAUGGCGGUGUCCAGCCGCGGCAACGCCGACUCGCUGGUGGCGGCGCUGGUGCUGGCGGCGCUGUACCUGCUGGCGCGGAGGCAGGUGGCGGGCGCCGCAGUGGCCUACGGCGUCGCGGUGCACAUGAAGAUGUACCCGGUGACCUACGUCCUUCCCAUCGCCCUGCACCUGCUCCCGGAGCGCGGCGGCGGCGGCCACCCGGGCCCCCGCCCGCGCCGCUGCUCCUUCCGGGCGCGCCUGUCCGAGUUCCUCGGGAGGCUGUGCAGCCGCGCCGUGCUGCUCUUCGUGGCGGUGGCCGGGCUCACGUUUUCCGCCCUGGGCGCCGGCUUUUACCGGAGAUACGGCUGGGAGUUCGUGGAGCACACCUACCUGUACCACCUGACGCGGCGGGACACGCGGCACAACUUCUCGCCCUACUUCUACAUGCUGUACCUGACGGCCGAGAGCCCGUGGAGCCCCUCCCUGGGCAUCGCCGCCUUCCUGCCGCAGUUCGUGUUGCUCUCGGCCGUGUCCUUCGCCUACUACAGGGACCUCGUCUUCUGUUGUUUCCUGCACACGGCCAUUUUCGUGACUUUCAACAAAGUCUGCACCUCCCAGUAUUUUCUCUGGUACCUCUGCCUGCUGCCGCUCGUGAUGCCGCUCGUGAGAAUCCCGUGGAAGCGGGCUGUGGUUCUCCUGAUGCUCUGGUUCAUAGGGCAGGCCUUGUGGCUGGCGCCGGCCUACGUCCUGGAGUUUCAGGGAAAGAACACGUUUCUGUUUAUCUGGUUAGCUGGUUUGUUCUUCCUCCUUAUCAACUGUUCCAUCCUGAUUCAAAUAAUUUCCCAUUACAAGGAGGAACCCCCCAUGGAGAGAAUCAAAUACGACUGAUAGGACUCCAGUUCCUCUGCCACUUCUACUACAUCGUCAUUGUCCUGAACGGACCAGAAGAGAGCUUUGGGACACAUUGAAAAGAACAUCCUGUGCGCUCUAGUGAAGAUUCAGUUUGGAGCACAAAACCCUGUUCCAGCGGGAAUUAAAACGAGUCGUUGCCUUAUAUAUAACGGGGACUCAGCGGUUGAGGGCCACCUCUGUCCUAAUCUCAGCAGUCUCAGUUCUCUGGGACAUGAUGGAAAGUAAAGGUUACUUGUUGAAAAUGGGAAAUCUGAUGAAACUAUCAGAUGCUAAAAUGAGCGUUUUUGUAGAAGAACAGAGGAAUGGAGUUAGAGACCUCAAGUGCAGGUGGGCAUUCGUACGGGUUAUACUGCGCUGCAGUCCGAAGCUGUCUUUUUAACCCCCACUUCUUUUUUAAAGCUUUCCCAACAGCUGCGAGAACUCGUGGAAUGUUCCUAAAGUACAGCUUUUGGAUGUCAAGUGUUAACCAAUACCACCGGGCUUAGACUGGGAGAGUUUGUUCUGUAUUAAACGUGGGGGCUUAGAAAAAGAGUCCAAAGAAUUUAAAUUGUAAUCAUGUUUCAUGUAGUUGUUUUAUUACUUCGUUUUUCAGCACUUAGUCUCAGUGGUAUUAGACUACCAUUUGGUUUUAUACACGAUUAAAUUAAAGUUCACCCAUCUUUAAA
This is a messenger RNA of Neogale vison (American mink), 2066 nucleotides long. It is a transcript of the gene PIGM, whose product is annotated as phosphatidylinositol glycan anchor biosynthesis class M. The transcript has a single exon. The record is from RefSeq and is a predicted model, not a curated record. Gene Ontology annotation, molecular function: alpha-1,4-mannosyltransferase activity; GPI mannosyltransferase activity. Gene Ontology annotation, cellular component: glycosylphosphatidylinositol-mannosyltransferase I complex; membrane. The coding region runs from base 100 to 1377 and encodes 425 amino acids. Gene Ontology annotation, biological process: GPI anchor biosynthetic process. NCBI's taxonomy places the organism in Eukaryota, Metazoa, Chordata, Mammalia, Carnivora, Mustelidae.